UCCAAAUAUUCUCUCUCUUCCCCAUAAAACCUCUCCACUCUUACCAAAUUCUUCACCCUUUUUCAUCCUUCAAAUCCAUUCUCUCUCGAUUUGGAUGAAAUUCGGCAAGACUCUCAAGCAGCAGAAGCAGGAAACCCUGCCUGACUGGCGUGACAAGUUCCUUUCCUACAAGGACUUGAAGAAGCUCGUCAAACUCAUGUCCUCCGCUCCUCACAUACUCACCGGCUCCUCCGAUCAGUACGUCAAGGCCGAAGCCGACUUCAUUUACUUACUCAACACCGAGAUCGACAAGUUCAAUUCCUUCUUCAUGGAACAAGAAGAAGAUUUCGUUAUCCGCCACAAGGAAUUGCAACAUAGGAUAGAGAGAGUAGUAGAUAGAUGGGGGCCAAACGGAAGAGAAUCGUCAUCCGCACUCUUCAAGGAAGAAAUGGCGAAGAUUAAGGUAGAAAUAGUUAACUUCCAUGGUGAAAUGGUUCUACUAAUCAACUAUAGCAACUUUAACUAUACAGGACUAGCGAAGAUCCUGAAGAAAUACGAUAAGAGAACAGGCGGAUUACUCAGAUCGCCUUUCAUUCAGAACGUGUUGCAACAACCGUUCUUCACUACAGAUCUAAUCUCAAAGUUGGUUAAAGAAUGCGAGAGCAUGAUCGAUGCAGUGUUUCCCGUCUUGCAGGAGGAGGAGAAGGGAAAGUUUGUUGAGGAUAGAGAAUUGAUUACGGUUUCUGGAGAAGGUGUUUUCAGGAGUACAGUUGCAGCAUUAUUGACAAUGAAAGAGAUGAGAGUUAGAGGAAGUUCUACAUUUGGUAGAUUCUCUUUGCCUCCUCUUGUAUUGCCUGAAACUGAUCUUCCUCUUCCUCCUCUUCAUCUCAAUUCGCCUAUACACAUUCCAUAGCGCGAUUGUGAUGGUUAACACGAGGAAGAUACACUUUUAAUACAUAUAUAUAUAUAUAUAUACAAGCUCGAUUGAUCAUGUUUUCGAAGAGUGGGAUUAUGAUAUUCGUGUUCUUCAGUUUCUUUUCUUCUUCCUUACUUUGUAGUGUUUAUGGGUUGAAGCCUAGAAAUUGUAUGUGCCUUUAUGCCAUAUAGCUAGUAGUAACUCUUCUUGUUAUACUAAUUUUAGUGAAGGAAAAAUAUUACAAUAAAAAUGAUUUUCACACU
Impatiens glandulifera is the source of this 1158-nucleotide messenger RNA. RefSeq names its product SPX domain-containing protein 3. The coding region runs from base 95 to 892 and encodes 265 amino acids. Gene Ontology annotation, biological process: cellular response to phosphate starvation. The transcript has 3 exons. NCBI's taxonomy places the organism in Eukaryota, Viridiplantae, Streptophyta, Magnoliopsida, Ericales, Balsaminaceae. The record is from RefSeq and is a predicted model, not a curated record.